UCCAAACCAAACUCAAACAACAACACUUCUCUUCUCUUGUCCUUAUAACAAUGGGGAUUUGUAGUUCAUGCCACACUUCCAAAUCAAAACCCACGGCUAAACUCAUACAACAAGAUGGGAAUUUACAAGAAUACCCUUACCCUGUCAAAGUCUCCCAUGUCUUACAAAACAACCCUUCUUCUUUCAUCUGUAACUCGGAUGACAUGGACUUUGACGACAUAGUUGAGCCCAUCAGUGACGAGGAUGAGCUUGUUCCCGGUCAACUCUACUUUGCACUUCCGUUGACUAGGUUAAAGCGGCCGAUCCGACGUGAAGAAAUGGCGGCGCUGGCUGUCAAAGCUAGCAAUGCGUUGAGUAAAGGUGGUGGAGAUAAGUGUGGGUGCGGCGGCAAGAGCUUUACUGCGGUGGUGGAGAAGCCGGGAAAGAGACAAGUGGCGGAUGGUGAUGUGAGGAGGCGGCGGAGUGGCGGUGGCGGAAAGCGGCGGAGUGGCACGGCGGUGUUGAGUGCUAUACCGGAAUAGAGAUAGAAUAAUAAAUUAGUCAUUUUAUAUUUACUGCAAUGUUUUUGUUGUAAAUGAAAGUGCAUGUUAUGUUUAUGUAGUUAGAUUUAGAUAACGAUGUGUUGAGUUUUUUUAGGUUCGUGAAUCGUGAGACAUGAGUCCACUUUCCGGCGACCGGUUUUUCAUUUUUUGGUUCUUUUGUUACAUUUUCUGUCGGCUCUUUAGAGAGCCAUGUUACUGUUCAGCUGUUCUGAUGAGUUAAGAUAAUUUCAAGUUAAAGCAUUUAGAUUUUUCUGA
This is a messenger RNA of Daucus carota subsp. sativus, 797 nucleotides long. RefSeq lists its product as uncharacterized. The transcript has a single exon. The record is from RefSeq and is a predicted model, not a curated record. Bases 51 to 521 code for a protein of 156 amino acids. Lineage: Eukaryota; Viridiplantae; Streptophyta; Magnoliopsida; Apiales; Apiaceae.